GCGAAGACGAUAUUUAUCACCAUCUACAGAAUCUUCCUCCAAAUUCGCCUUGAAAAUGAAGUUCAAUGGCUGAGCUACACAUCCUCGGAGAACUGUGUCACGCGUCCGACUUUGAAGAACCGAACCUAUUCUGCCGGUGGAGUGUCCAGUUUGGUUCGUGCUGGAAAGUGAUCGAGGGACACUCGGAAGGGCAAACCUGUGCCAGCACGGCCCGCAUUGAGCGGAAGUCCCACUUCAGCACCCCGAUCGAUCUGCAUUUGGCUUGCCGGGGCAUUCAGGGUUGGCCAAAGUUUCACAUCGAAGUGUACACGGUGAACUCGUUCGGGAAUUACUGGCCCGUGGGGUACGGGUUCGCUUAUUUGCCCACUCAACCGGGGCAGCAACGGGUUCGGGUGGCAACGUGGAAAGUGUCUUCGGCUAGGUUGGUGGACACGGUUCGGGAGAAAUUUCACACCGGAGGAUUUGCGGUGGCCAAAAGUGAUAUUGUGUUUUCCGGGAUUGAACGGUACAAGUUACUAACCAAGUCGGCAGGCUGUGUGGAAUUGGAAUUGAUGUUGAUUUUCAAAAACUUUGCUGAAAAUGGCGUUGAGUUGCGGUAG
Molecule: messenger RNA, 599 nt
Organism: Armigeres subalbatus
Lineage: Eukaryota; Metazoa; Arthropoda; Insecta; Diptera; Culicidae
Gene: B9d2
Product: B9 domain-containing protein 2
Exons: 1
Coding region: 66-599 (177 amino acids)
Biological process (GO): cilium assembly
Cellular component (GO): MKS complex
Source: RefSeq, a predicted model, not a curated record